CGAAAGCGCUGCGGGCAAGGUGCUCAAAAUGCUACGUCUUUUCCUGGUACAGGUCCUGCUGUUGUCAAGUGCGCAUGCAUCUUCGCAGACUAUCACCGAGCUUCAUCAAGUUUCAACAGAAGAAUUCGUCACCAAAGAUAGCACAUCUGGCAGCGCCGUCACCGUGGGGACGCCACAGGUACAUGGAUAUCGGACGUCAUCGACCGUGACGUCAUCAGCCCUUGGCCCUAUAAAUUCGGCACCACACCCGUGCGUCUUCAGUGGGCACGGCGAAAGCGCUGCGGGCAAGGUGCUCAAAAUGCUACGUCUUUUCCUGGUACAGGUCCUGCUGUUGUCAAGUGCGCAUGCAUCUUCGCAGACUAUCACCGAGCUUCAUCAAGUUUCAACAGAAGAAUUCGUCACCAAAGAUAGCACAUCUGGCAGCGCCGUCACCGUGGGGACGCCACAGGUCCUGCUGUUGUCAAGUGCGCAUGCAUCUUCGCAGACUAUCACCGAGCUUCAUCAAGUUUCAACAGAAGAAUUCGUCACCAAAGAUAGCACAUCUGGCAGCGCCGUCACCGUGGGGACGCCACAGGUACAUGGAUAUCGGACGUCAUCGACCGUGACGUCAUCAGCCCUUGGCCCUAUAAAUUCGGCACCACACCCGUGCGUCUUCAGUGGGCACGGCGAAAGCGCUGCGGGCAAGGUGCUCAAAAUGCUACGUCUUUUCCUGGUACAGGUUAGUUAUGUGUGCACCAUACGAUCUGACGAUAGGUUUCUUGUUCUCCUGCCGUGCCCACGCACAUGUCUAGGCUGUGCCUAUAGCUGCUAUUGUUCAUGUAUGCUGCUUGUUUGUGGAGAUAUAGAAAUGAAUCCAGGCCCAACAGUUGACGAAAUGUUUCAGAGACUCAUUGAGGGGCAGAAAGACAUUAGGUCUCGUUUAGAGGCAACGGAAAGGGCACUGGGGAACUUUGGUGAUCGCUUGAAUAAGAUAGAGGCAAACAUAAAAGAUCUACAGAUGAAAACAGAUGGGAUUGACAACAUAAGCAAAGCUUUAAAUGGUGUGCAGGAUGCACUUACACGGCAUCAAGACAGACUCGAUGAUUUGGAAGAUAGAAGUCGGAGGUCAAAUUUAAUUGUUUUUGGCGUAAAGGAAGAUCCUAUUGAAUCAGAGUCAGACUUGCGCAGAAAAGUUAUCGAUGAUCUCUUUUCUGCUAAAUUGGGAGUGCAGUGUUCAUCUGUAGCUCGAAUCCAUAGACUGGGGAAAAGUUCUUCUAAUCGCCCUGUCAUAAUGUACUUUCAGGACUAUAGAGAAAAGCAAGCGGUCUGGAGCAAUGUAUCUAAACUAAAGGGAAAAAACAUUAGAAUCGAUAAUGACUACUGCGCGGAAACGUUGUGCAAACGAAAGCAUCUUUGGCAAAGUGCAAAACUUGAAAAAAAGGCUGGAAGUAAGAUUUCCUUGGUUUAUGACAAGUUGAAGAUCGAUGGGCGGUACUAUAAAUGGGAUGCUGCUCUAAACUCUAGAACAUUGAUAGAGCGCAACAACAGAUCCUUAUUUGAAAGCUAACGGCCAGAUACGUCCGAUGUGCGGUUAGUUUCUUUCAAUGCAAGAAGCAUUGUGAACAAAAAAGAUAAACUGGAAGAUUGUUUGCACUCUUUGGAUCCGCACGUGUGUGUCAUAACUGAAACCUGGCUACACGACCAAAUAAGUGACGAUGACAUAGUCCCACCAGGUUAUCGGUUAUAUCGGCGGGACCGAGGAUCUAGAGGGGGUGGUGUUGCUGUGGUUGUUAAAUCCUUUGUCGAUGUUGACGUAGAAAGCCAGAUUGCUGAGCAUGAAAGCCUUUUUUUGAAAAUCAAAGUGAAGGAAACGGCGUUUUAUUUGUGUGCAGUUUAUCGUGCUCCAGACACUGAUGAAAGCUUUUUGAGUAAAUUGUAUGACCGUUUGUUGUUGUUACGAAAUAAGAAUGUUAUUGUAACGGGUGACUUUAAUUUGCCUUUAAUAAAUUGGAACAAUUUGUC
Dermacentor andersoni is the source of this 2001-nucleotide messenger RNA. The record is from RefSeq and is a predicted model, not a curated record. Lineage: Eukaryota; Metazoa; Arthropoda; Arachnida; Ixodida; Ixodidae.